Molecule: messenger RNA, 1063 nt
Organism: Aspergillus brunneoviolaceus CBS 621.78
Lineage: Eukaryota; Fungi; Ascomycota; Eurotiomycetes; Eurotiales; Aspergillaceae
Exons: 4
Coding region: 284-949 (221 amino acids)
Source: RefSeq, a predicted model, not a curated record
CUGCCGUAUAGUAGUACUAAACUUCAGAUAUUAUGCUGUGCCGCAUAGGAAGUACUAUAUAGAGGAACAUUGUUCACCAUCUCAUUAGAGUACCGCGUUCAGGCAUCAAGAAGGCGUAUGGUAGCCUCAGGCCGCCAAGCGCAACGUCACUUUCGCAGACCCGCGCAUUUCGGGCAUUCAAGACUGUAGAUCCUUGACUUGUAUCAACCAGACUAGACAGCCGCUGCUCCAGAACUCCUGUGACUCUCAUCGUUGCAUCAUAUCCAUCUCAUAGAUCGCGGUCAUGGAGCCCAUCGCCGAGCCCCGCGACCGCUUCAAUCUCCGUAAAGCACUCCUCCUUGUCGAAAGGGACAUCAAAGCCCUGGAAAAGCAGGAGAUACAUACCUUAGACCAAAGUGUGCUGACACGGUGCAGAGUUCGGGCUUUGCCUCUAAGCCUUGAUGCUGGUGACUCGCUCGCACCAAAGUUUUUCACUUCUUUUGCCCCUAGUGACAUGCCGGAGCCAACGCCAGAAUUUGUCGACAGAGAAUACAACACCGACGAGCUGACCCUGUCCAGUGAGCGCGGACGACUGAUAUACUUUUAUCUUAAGUCAUACGUGAGCGAAAUGAUUGUCGACUUUCCAGAGGUCCAUCGAACGUGGUCAAGCAAACAGAUCGAUGACAAUCAUCUGCUUUGCGGGGAAGUAUUGACUGUCAUUCGGAUCAUGUUGGGCCAGCUCAAACAGAAAAUGUUUGUUAAUGAUAUGGUUGCACCAGUUCUGCUCUUUUCGCUCAACCAACGGCAUCCGCGUGUCAUGGAGGCAUACUUUGAUGGCCAGGAACUGUUGAUUCGCCGCACUAAAUCCUACGACUUUAGAUUCCUCAACAUAGCUGGGUUCAAGACCUUUACACAAUGGUUCCUCGGCGAUCCUAUUGGUAUCACGUCCAGAGAAGCGGUUCGGACUUGAUGGGUCGAUCUUAGAUUGAGGGUGCUUGAGUUAUCUUUUUUUGUUGUUCUGGAAACAUUCUAUAACGCGAUCAGGUCUUUAGUCACAUCUGGAAAUACUUCAUAUCAAAUCACU